GAACAGAUCAUCAUGCGGGACAAAUACACAAACCGGCCCCGCGGGUUUGGUUUCCUGACCCUGGAUGAUGAGGAUGCUGCUGCCCAGAUCUGUCAAGGGACACACGUGCUGGAUGGUAGACAGAUAGAUGCAAAGCGGUCGCUGCCUCAAAGUCAGAAGCCCAAGCUGAGGAAACUCUUUGUGGGUGGCCUGGCUCCCGAGACUACAGAAGACAAUUUCAAAGAGUACUUUGGACAGUUUGGAGACAUCACCGAGGCACAGAUCAUGCAGGAUCACACGAGUGGGCGCUCCAGGGGAUUUGGAUUCAUCACCUAUGAGGACGAGGAGGCCAUUGAGAAGGUGUUUGCCAAGGGGCGUAUGCAUGAGCUGGCAGGCAAGAAUGUG
Molecule: messenger RNA, 384 nt
Organism: Coccomyxa subellipsoidea C-169
Lineage: Eukaryota; Viridiplantae; Chlorophyta; Trebouxiophyceae; Coccomyxaceae
Product: RNA-binding domain-containing protein
Exons: 4
Molecular function (GO): RNA binding
Source: RefSeq, a predicted model, not a curated record